AUGAGUCGUCCUCUUUUUCUUCGAAUUGCAAAUGAGGUUGAACAACACGAUCCAUAUUUCAUCCAAACAACAGAUGCCAUUGGAGUUCUUGGUUUGUCAUCCAUUCAGAAGAUAAUAGCUGCUUACAAAAUUCUUGCUUACGGAAUACCGACAGAUUAUGUGGAUGAAUACAUCAGAAUUGGAGAAAGCACUGCCAUACUUAGUCUAAGAAGGUUUGUGAAAGCUGUUGUUGCAGUGUUUGGGGACCAUUACCUGAGGCCACCAAACACUAGCGAUAUUACUCGAUUGCUACAGAUAGGGGAACAACGUGACUUUCCCAGAAUGUUAGGGAGUAUUGAUUGCAUGCAUUGGAAGUGGAAAAAUUGUUCGACCGCAUGGCAAGCAAAUGGUCAUGCUCCUCUAGUAAACUAUACAAUUAAUGGCCAUGAGUAUACAAUGGGAUAUUAUCUAGCUGAUGGUAUUUAUCCAAACUAG
This is a messenger RNA of Diospyros lotus (date-plum), 474 nucleotides long. RefSeq lists its product as uncharacterized. Bases 1 to 474 code for a protein of 157 amino acids. Lineage: Eukaryota; Viridiplantae; Streptophyta; Magnoliopsida; Ericales; Ebenaceae. The record is from RefSeq and is a predicted model, not a curated record. The transcript is spliced from 2 exons.